CUUUUUGCUUCCAUUGUAUUUUUGGUAGUCUCGUCAUUUUUGCCUGGGCUGUGAUCCUUGUGCUCAGUCCUCUCAGGUAGCUGGGAUGAAAAGAACACAUUACCACGCGUGUGAGCACUGCUUUCUGAGAAAGGCUGAGCGAGUGGCUUCUGGUGCGUGCCUGUGAUCACAAAGCGACGAUGCCCCCUGAGAACUUAGAGUGUGGGAGGGGCGCCCUCUCUUCCCUCUGUGCAGCCAGUCAGGAGCUUCCAAGGAUGGAAGUGUAAAACGUGGCAGGCAGGCUUGUCACUGUGCACAAGCUUCUCUUCCCAGCCUUCUCUACCUCCUAGCAGCACAGAAACCUCUGGGGAAGACUCAGCCAUUGCCAGCAUCCAGCCAUGGGGGACAUGAAAACUCCCGAUUUUGAUGACCUUCUGGCUGCUUUUGACAUCCCUGACCCCACCAGCCUGGAUGCCAAGGAGGCCAUCCAGACCCCCAGUGAGGAGAAUGAGAGUCCGCUCAAGCCCACAGGCCUGUGCAUGGAUGACAGCGUGGCCUUGUCGCACCCGGGGGCCGCCCCAGAUGUGCCUGCCGUGAGUGUCAUAGUCAAGAACACUAGCCGCCAGGAGUCAUUUGAAGUGGAAAAAGACCACAUCGCGCCCAGCCUCCUGCACAAUGGAUUCCGGGGCUCAGAGCUGCCUAUGGAGCCCCACCACUGUGGGAAGUUUGAGUCUGCUUUUGUCGUGAAUGGAGACAGCGCCAGGAGCUUCCCUGGCAAGCUGGAGCCUCUCAAGUCAGAGCCGUUACCCACCUUCAACCAGUUCAGUCCAAUCUCCAGCCCAGAGCCUGAGGACCCCAUCAAAGACAAUGGGUUUGUGAUUAAGUCCAAGCACACAGAUAGUUACUUCCCCCCGCCGCCUGGGUGUGGGGCCAUGGGGGGCCCGGUCCUUGAGGCUCUGGCUAAAUUUCCAGUGCCAGAGCUGCACAUGUUUGACCACUUUUGUAAGAAAGAGCCCAAGCCAGAGCCCUUGCCCUUAGAAAACCGUCAGGAGCCAGGGCAUGGGGGACAAAAGGCUGUGGAGCCUCACAAGGAGUUGGACUCCAGCCGGUUUUUUGGGGAAGCCUUGGGGUUCAGUAGCCCCAACAGUACUGGAGAGCCCAAGAAGCUUGCUCCAGAGGUCAGUGCUUGCUCCUCGGUUCCCCCCAGGCAGCGCCUGAAGCCAGCACACUCCAAGCUAUCCUCUUGCGUUGCAGCACUGGUGGCCUUGCAGGCUAAGCGGGUGGCCAGUGUCACCAAGGAGGACCAGCCUGGCCACCCCAAAGAGCCCUCAGGGCCUGUUAAAGAGGCCUCUAAAGGCAGCCCCAAAAUGCCCAAGUCACCAAAGAGUCCCCGGAGCCCUCUGGAGGCCACGAGGAAAAGCAUUAAGCCAUUGGACAGCCCUCAUAGCGCCAGCCCUCGCAGUGCCUGCAGUGACAGUAGCAGCAGGGGCUCCCCGCCAGCCAUUCCCAAAGUCAGAAUCAAAACCAUCAAGACAUCAUCAGGGGAAAUCAAACGCACUGUGACCAGGGUCUUGCCAGACCCCGAUGACCCAAGCAAGUCCCCCGGUGGGUCCCCCAUGGAGAGUGCCGUCACUGAGGCGCCAGGCAAGGUGCCGGGGGAUGAGGGCCUGGCCCUGCCCUCAGAGGAGCCCCUGGAGGUGGGCACAGACUCAGCGAACCUCCGGGGGGACAGUGGAGGGGAUGAGAGUGCUGGACCUCGGGUCCCAAAGGGUGUAGUCCUGGGCUCACAGGCAGGCAAGAAGCAACAGAGCACAGUACUGCAGCCCACGACCCCGGCCCCAGCCAAUCUCCUGCCCAAAGCUGUGCACCUGGCCAACCUGAACCUGGUUCCACACAGUGUGGCAGCGUCUGUGACAGCCAAGUCCUCCACCCAGGGCCGGGGCCCGCCGCAGCCCACGCACAUGUCUGUGCCCCUGGUCCACCAGGUGCGGAAGGCUGCGCCCCUUAUUGUGGAGGUCUUCAACAAGGUGCUCCACAGCUCCAACCCUGUGCCCCUCUAUGCGCCCAACCUCAGCCCGCCUGUAGACAGCAGGAUCCACGUGCCGGCCAGCGGCUACUGCUGCCUGGAGUGUGGGGAUGCCUUCGCCUUAGAGAAGAGCCUGGGUCAGCACUACGCACGACGCAGCGUUCACAUUGAGGUGCUGUGCACGCUCUGCUCCAAGACACUGCUUUUCUUCAACAAGUGCAGCCUGCUCCGGCAUGCGCGUGACCACAAGGGCAAGGGCCUCGUCAUGCAGUGCUCACAGCUGCUGGUGAAGCCUAUAUCCGCUGACCAGAUGUUUGUGCCCGCUCCCCUGAACACAGCCAUGGCCCCUUCCUCCCCCAAGCCAAGCUCCACUUCAGGCGGUGCUGCUCCUCUGCUCCCAGCCUUGCCCCUCUACCCAGACCCUGUGCGGCUCAUCCGGUAUGGAACCAAGUGUCCUGAGUGCCACAAGCCUAUGAGAGACUACAUGGUGCUGGCCACGCAUUUCCAGAGGGCAGCUGAUGAGACUGAGGGUCUGACUUGCCAGGUGUGCCAGAUGUUGCUGCCCAACCAGUGCAGUUUCUGUGCCCACCAGCGGAUCCAUGCACACAAGUCCCCCUACUGCUGCCCAGAGUGUGGAGUCCUCUGCCGCUCGGCCUACUUCCAGACCCACGUGAAGGAGAACUGCCUGCACUAUGCCCGCAAGGUGGGCUACAGGUGCAUCCACUGUGGUGUUGUCCACCUGACCUUGGCCUUGCUGAAAAGCCACAUCCAGGAGCGACACUGCCAGGUUUUCCACAAGUGUGCAUUCUGCCCCAUGGCCUUCAAGACCGCCAGCAGCACUGCGGACCACAGUGCCACCCAGCACCCUGCCCAGCCCCACAGGCCCUCCCAGCUCAUUUAUAAGUGCUCCUGUGAGAUGGUCUUCAACAAGAAGAGGCACAUGCAGCAGCACUUCUACCAGAGUGUCAGCGCCACACAGGCCAGUGUAUUCAAGUGCCCUGAGUGCCCUCUGCUGUUCCUGCAGAAGCCUGAGCUGAUGCAGCAUGUCAAGGUCACCCAUGGUGUUCCUCGAAAUGUGGAUGAGCUGUCCAGCCUGCAGUCGUCAGGGGAUGCGUCCUCCAGCCGCCCUGGCCCUCGGCCUCCCACCGAGCCCCCCGCCUCCAGUGUGGCUGCUCGAGGCAGCACCUUACCCUCCAGCCGCUGGGGCCGGCCUGAUGCCCAUCGCAGGGCUGAGGCCAGACCCCGGCUGAGGGCCACAGGGUGGACCUGCCAGGAGUGCCAGGAGUGGGUGCCAGACCGAGAGAGCUAUGUGUCCCACAUGAAGAAGAGCCAUGGCCGGACGCUGCGGCGGCACCCGUGCCGGCAGUGCGGGCAGUCGUUCCACACCCCCAGCAGCCUGCGCAAGCACGUCCGCAACAACCACGACACCACAAGGAAGGUCUACACCUGCGGGUACUGUGUGGAGGACAGCCCUAGCUUCCCUCGGCCCUCCCUCCUGCAGAGCCACAUCAGCCUUAUGCACGGCAUCAGAAGCCCCGACUUGAGCCAGACAUCCAAAGCCAGACCUCCGGGCGAUCAGUCCCCUCAGGUGAACCAGCUGAAAAGAACAGCCAGUGCAGGGGAUGCUCCGGGCACCAGCAAUGGCACUACUGUGUCUUCCAAAAGGCACAAGUCGCUUUUCCAGUGUGCAAAAUGUGGCUUUGCCACAGACUCAGAGUUGGAGUUUCAGAGCCACGUACCUCAGCACCACGUGGACAGCUCCACAGCCCAGUGUCUCCUCUGUGGCCUGUGCUACACCUCUACCAGCUCCCUCAGCCGCCACCUCUUCAUCGUCCACAAAGUGAGAGACCAGGAGGAGGAGGAGGAGCCGGAGGAGGAGAAUGCGGUAAAGGUGAAGGUGGAGGCUGCAGAUCCAGAGGAAGGCUCUGCAGAGGAGGUGGCCAUGGAAACAAAGGAGAAUGGACUAGAAGCAUGUGCCACGGAGCCCUUGCUGGCUGCCCCCAAAGCUCAAAGAUCACUUGGCGUGGCCUUGGCAGAGGGCAGUGCCCAGGAUGCUCAGAGCCAGUCACAGGCCUCUCAGGACCAGGACAGCCUCCCGCUGUCUGCUCAGGUGUGACCAGAGGCAUGGUGGUGCAUGUGGUCAAGCUGUGCAGACCACAGGGGCCCUCCUGAGCUGCAGGUUUGGUGUCCCCUCUCCCCAGGAAACAUGGGAUUGCCUGGGACCCUCACAGCUCUGAAUUUGCUUCUGUUAUUUAUGGCUUUGUGCUGCUUCUUGGUCUCCACCUCUGGCCUGUGUCCUUCCACCCCAGGCUGUAUGUGUGGCCCCCAAGGCCGCCCCCUCAGCCACUGUGCUUUCUGGGUCCCUGCUUGCUGCCUUCAGCCAGGGCCUCCCCAGGCCCCUUCCUGCACACACCAGCUCUCCUUCCUGCACACACCAGCUCUCCUUCCUGCCUUCAGGGCCUGUGAAGGAGGAGAGUGAAGGGUGCUGACCUAGUCCCUGCCAGGGCCCCUGGUCACCUGCCCUUCCUGCCCGUCUUCUCUGCCUCUUUCCUCCAGAGCAGUCCCAAGGACUGACUCGCCCUGGUUCAUGGCUCAGCGGAACAGGCUUCUGCACCUGUUUGGAACUGGGGGGAGUGGGGGAAGGAGGUAUGGCCAUGGCAGGCAGGUGCCAAGACCCAGACGCCCCCAGAAUGAGUGUGCCAGGCCUUUGCACCCCCUGCCCAGUGGGCGUGGGGAGCCUGCCUCUUUGCUCCUGUGCCCUUAGAGGCCCGAGGCCUGGGCAGGCAGCCCCUCCACCUCCCAGCUGCAUACUGUUGCUCAGAGUAAAUUUCAAAUAAAAGAUCUUCUUAUGGUGCAGGUAGGCUCUUGUAUUCCUCUUGGGGUGAGCCUGGCCCUUCCCUGUUCCCCCCUGAGGAUUUUUCCCAGAUGCUCCUUGUCCAUCCCUUCUAGAGCAGUGCUUCCGAUCCAAGGCAGGGCUCUCCAGGCUCAGGGGCCCAGGUUUCUGGGCUCUGUAGAGCUGAAGGAGCAGAGGGUUCCAGCAGCAGUCAGGCGCUUCCCUCAGGGUCUCUCCUGGCCUUAAAGCCUGUCAUCUCCAUCUUUCCUACAGAAGGGCUUUCAGCCCCGGAGAGUCCUUACUGGUGAGGGGUAGAGAGGAGCGUACACCAUUUUGCCACAGCAUUCCGAGGCUGUGUUCCCUGCCAUGCUAACUGGGCAGAGCUGGAGAAGGCAGACAGGCUGGCGGGGGAUGGGGGUGGGGUGGGGGGGGGUUUCUCUGUCCUUCCCGAGUGGUAGGAAGGGGCCGCAGAUCCUGUGGGGACAGGGAGGUAUGAAUAUUAAUUAUGAAUCAUGCCUGACCUUUCCACAAUUGAAAAAAGUACACGUUUGUUUUCUAUCAAAUGCCACAUUUUUAGUGAAAUACUAACGGCAGUGGGAAAGGUUAGUGUCUGCUUCUGUUCAGAGAGCCUCUGCUGGCUGGACUGCUUUAAUUAUUACUGUUCUUGGCAAGGCUCUGUGGCCUCACUUCCCCAACUGGCAGUGGGGAUACCCCUGCUUCUUUGAGCUGUCUGCUAGGCGCCUAUUGUCCCAGCCUCCAUUUCUAAGAGCAAGGUCUCAGAGGCUGACAGAGGGAUGGGUACCCAUGCCCGGCUUGUGGCUGGGUUGUGGGGAGAUCGCAUGGCAGCUGCCUCCUCCCUGGCUGGUGUGUGAGCCGCUUCUGGGCCCCUGCCUUGACCGAGACCCAGCAGUUCCCACCCAGUUCUCCCCACAAUUCUGUGAGCUCGGAGCAUGAGGGGCUUGGAUGGCAGAGUGUCCCCCGCAGUGCCACUUACCAGUUAAGAUGGGUCUGGCAUUCCAUUCAUUUAGCAGUUGUGACAGUAGCUUUCUGAGCUCUGCUCGUGUGCCCAGCAUCACACCUCUGGGUGACUCAGUUACUCCUCACAGACCUCAGUUAUUCUCCCAUUUCACAGAGAAGAAAACCGGGGCAGGGAGGUACAGUGACAUCUGCAGAGUCACACCUGUCACUGUGCUGCCUGGUGGCCACGGCUGCCUCCAGCCUUCUGCUCCACUCCCCCAAACACCAUCCGGUCCUCUCUGGAGCCCAUCCGUGGCUGCUUGCCCCAGGGAGGGCCCUGCCAACACCCCUGCUCCUCCUGCCCAUGAGGCCUCCUGCAGCAGCCCCACCAUUGUUCUUCCUCCUGGGGAUCCCCUUUGCCAUCUGAAGACCAUUGGUGUUGAGGAUUCUCGAGAAGGUUGCCUGACCUCACAGUCAGUGCUUCUGAUCCCUCCCGGCAUUGUUCAUGGUCGUGCUAUCGCUGACUACCCUGGGGCGGGUGCUGGCUGGCAUUGAAGUGCUGCAGCCAGCACUCUGCUGAUCAAAUCACACAGAUAAAAUCCGAACCUGUAUGCACUGUGAGGCUCGAGGAAUGACUAGUAUUUAUUCUCCAAGUGCUUUAUCUCUGUAAAAUGACAUGCCAAUUGUAGAAAGAACUUUCCCCUUAACUUAUGUAAACAGUCUGGCUUCUAAAAACUUUGGAAGUUCCAUCCUUUGCCUUCCCUAAGACUUCCCUUUCUCUCUGUAUAUUCACAGCUGGCAGUUUCUUUUAUUUUUUGUUUGUUUUGGAAACCAGAUGCAUAUCUAUGGUGAGACAUUUACCAGUACAAAAGAAUAUAUGAUGAAAAGUAAACUCCCAGGGACAUCAUCGCCUUAGUCCCGCCUCCCCCCACCCCCACCCAAUCACUGUUGCCUGUGUCUUGUGUAUCCUUUCAGAGUAAUUCUAUGCAUUUACAAGUUUAUAAAUAUGUAUAUUUAUAUAUCUAUUUUUAAUACAAACAGUAGCAUUCUA
This is a messenger RNA of Perognathus longimembris pacificus (Pacific pocket mouse), 6846 nucleotides long. It is a transcript of the gene Znf592, whose product is annotated as zinc finger protein 592. The record is from RefSeq and is a predicted model, not a curated record. The coding region runs from base 378 to 4121 and encodes 1247 amino acids. NCBI's taxonomy places the organism in Eukaryota, Metazoa, Chordata, Mammalia, Rodentia, Heteromyidae. The transcript has 9 exons.